Messenger RNA from Arabidopsis lyrata subsp. lyrata, 2782 nucleotides. Its product is annotated as meiosis-specific protein ASY2-like. Bases 299 to 2365 code for a protein of 688 amino acids. NCBI's taxonomy places the organism in Eukaryota, Viridiplantae, Streptophyta, Magnoliopsida, Brassicales, Brassicaceae. The record is from RefSeq and is a predicted model, not a curated record. The transcript is spliced from 5 exons.
CGCCAAGAUCCUGUCAAUCCUUUAAUUUCGGCGCUACCCAUAUUUGGUUGCGUGACAUCUGUCGCCAUCAUGGCCUUAUCUUAAUUAUUUACUAUUAAAGUGAGAAAAACCUUCCCACUUCCCCCACGAUUCCCAAGGCGGUUCUAUCAUUAUCACCUAGCUUGCGUGAGGUAACUUCUUUCAUCAUUAUUUAUACUUUUACUCUUACACUUCAAUUGAAGCUUCUCUCUUCUUUCCUUCGCCGAGUCUCUUUCGUCAAAUUUCUCCUUGUCGGAUCUUAAAUUUUUCAUCUUCUCCAAUGACUUCUGAUUCUGAAAGACCUGAAUCUUCGUCCUUUGAAAGAGGCUCCAACAAUGACGAAUGUGCUCGCCUGGGUGAUAUCGCCGGUCCCCACUAUAUGUCUACAUGUACUCUUCAAUCUCUUAAUCAAUUGAGAGAUCUCUGUCAGAUUUUACCUGGAAUCAUGGCGGAAUCGAUGCUGCCCGGUCCUAAUGAAUCUCCGGAAAACCAUCGCGAUGGCUAUUUCUGUGUUUACGAGGUCUAUUUCAAGGGUUGCGGGCUAACAUUUCCUCUUCUUGAAGCCUUAGUCCGGUACUUCGCAGCCCUUGAGAUUGCUUUGCCUCAACUAACCCCCAAUCUCCUUCGCACCAUCCUUGGGAUUAUAACUGUGGCGGCGGAAGCCGGGUACGUUAUUGGAGUCCCCGAAUUGAACGAACUUCUUAGCGUAAGGAGUUGGUUGAAGAAGGCGGGGUAUUUCUCUGCGUACCCCAACGCUAGCAGGAACAUCAUCCCGCAUCUCCCGAACAAGGAUGAAAACUGGCACCAUCCAUGGUUCUUAAUUAAGAAAACCCCUGCUUCGAUCGGAAAUCUUUCCGAUGUACUCCCAUCGAAGUGGUCUGCGAAGCCUGCUUUCAUUGCCCCGACUAUCCCAUCUGAAGAAUUCAUCGGGUUCUUCAAAAUAGUCCUCGAAGGGGAAACCCUUUGGAAUUCUUUCACUCUCGAGCGAUUUCUAGAAGCCAACCACAAACUCAGGAUGAGUCCCCCAGGUCAACUUCACCAUCUUCCGCCUCCUCCCCCAACUCAGGGACUGUCAUCUCGGGCCCUUGCGGCCAAGCGCAAGGCGCUCUCCAAACCGAUAGCUGAGGCUUGCGAGGAGAAAAAAGAGUUUCUUGCGGCUACUAUCGAUAAGAAGGACUACAGUAGGACCCUGCUGGUUGACGAUGGCAGCGUCGAAGGAGCCAGAUCCGUCACCGUUUUCAGAUUGACACCUCGGCGCGAAAGUCGUGAUGAUCAUUCUCCUCGGAGGGCCCGAUCUCCUCUUCGUAAUUCUCCUCGUCCUCCCCGAGAUGAUUUUAGCAACGAACCGCUUAGGAACUUGGUUCGUAGGAAGAGAGACAAGUCAUCUCGCAGUGAUUCUUCUCCGCGAAGGGAGAAGUGGAGGGCCCGGACUGACCGUUCUCCUCGGUCGUCCCCUCCUACUGAACCAAUGGGUCCUCCUGCUCCUAUUGACAUGUCUUCUUCUUCUUCCCAAUAUGACUCUUCGAAGUCAAAGCCUGUUCUUGUCCCUCAGGUCAAAUCGCUUUCAGCCAUGGAGAAAGAGGGUAACGUCUUUCGGUGCUUCAAAACCCGAUCAGGCACGAUCCUACCGGAUUUUGACAAGUGGCGCCCUGCUAACGGCGAGCUUAAUGACAUGAUUGAACAUUACGAGGGGUUGAUCAUUGGUCGGGAAAAGGAGAUUGACACGUGGAUGGGCAAGUUCUCUAAUCUCGAGGCUGAUCUUCGUUCUUCUACCGAAUCCAAGCACGAUCUGGAGGACAAGGUUGACACUCUAUCAUCCGAGCUUGACAGUCUAUCAUCCGAGCUUGCGAAGAUAAAGGGGGAGCUGCAGGAUCAGUACGACCGGAAUUACCAACUCCAGGAUGAACUUUCUGGUAUUCAGGGUAGACUUCAUGAAUCUGAAUCAACCGCCGACACCCUGAACAACCAACUUAUUGAGCUUAACGCGAAGUACAAAGCGAUCACCAAGUUGUGUGAUUCCGAGUUAGCAAGGUCGGCAUCGAAGGCCAGAAAAGAGGUCAAGGGACGUGGGAUGGAGUUGAUUCAAGGGGCCAUCCGCUUCAUUCAAACUGAGAAGGCUAGGUCAGAUCUGGAAUCAGACAUCAAGGAGCACGAGAGCAACCUGAUCUUGUUGGAUCAAAUCCAUGACAAAUAUUUCUCCGAAGUGCAAGAAAGGACCGAGCUGACGGCUAAUUUAUCUGAAAAGCGGAGUCGCUUGGAAACUCUUCCCGCUUCAACCUUCAACCCUCAGCACUUCGAGGAAUUCUUCACAGAAUCACCUCCCAUAAGUGAAUCGGGUCUAGACUAGGCAGGUAACCUCUGGCUCUUGAUACUCACUACCUUCUUCUUGCCUUAUAUUUUUAAUUGACUGGAACUGUCCUUCCUAGGCUCAAGUGAGACGGAAGCUGUCAUCCCACCCGAAGUUCCUGCUGCACCGGAGGUCACCCCGGGAGAUGGUUGUACCGUGGAGAGUGGACCAGGAGCUUCAUCUGAUCAAGCACCAGCCAAGGAGGCGAGUGAAACUUUGACAGCCGAGACGGAGUCCGAGGUGGCUGUUAAUCCGUAGUGGCUGUGUCCACUUUAAACUGGGGAUUGUCCCAUUUAUCUUAAAACUUAAAUUUGAACUUGUUUUUGCCUAAGGAAGCUUUAUCGUCACUUUAUUUCGAACAAGAUAUUUGCCUGAGGAGGCUUUUAAACCUUUUUAGGUUAUGAUCCCAAGAGGGUU